AUGGUACUUCAAUUCGGGGUGAAGUUUGCUCGGGAUGCUAGCUUUUCUUCUAUACUGGUUGGGUCUGCUUCACAAGCAGUGUCCAAGGGGGUUCAAUCAAGUAGCUCAUCUUCUAGCAAGGCAUGCACUUAUGGCUCCAUUUGGUUCAUGGGAAAGGAGACUUGGGAAUGGAAAAUCAAUUGCUUUCCUAUGUUUGGUAAGUUUAGGUAUGGGAAAUCAUUGUCUAGCUCAUGA
This is a messenger RNA of Prunus armeniaca (apricot), 234 nucleotides long. NCBI's taxonomy places the organism in Eukaryota, Viridiplantae, Streptophyta, Magnoliopsida, Rosales, Rosaceae. The record is from the annotation of a GenBank genome assembly.